AUGGAGACUAAGAUGGCUGGCGAUGGAAAAAAGUCCAAGGGAUGGUUUUGGUGGGUUUUGGUGACUGUCAUCGGAGUUCUUGUGAUCACGGCGGCCACACUCACCAUUCUGAGGGAUUUUCGUUCCAAGGCACCGAAAGUCCAUAGCCACCACGGUCCGGUCGUGCAGAAAUAUGCAGACGCUCUGGGAAUCGCUGUGCAGUUCUUCGAUGUUCAAAAAUCUGGUAAGUUGGUGAAUAACAGGAUUUCUUGGAGGGGCGAUUCAGGGCUUAUGGAUGGUAGCGAAGAAGGCUUAGACUUAUCGAAAGGAAUGUAUGAUGCAGGGGACUCGAUAAAGUUCGGUUUCCCCAUGGCUUUCACUGCGACAAUGCUAUCGUGGGCGAUUCUUGAGUAUGGAGAUCAGAUGAAUGCGGUGAAGCAGUUGAGACAAGCACAGGACUCGCUCAAAUGGAUCACUGAUUAUCUCAUCAAUGCCCAUCCUUCACCAAAUGUGUUCUAUAUUCAGGUGGGUGAUCCCGACUUGGACCACAAGUGUUGGCAAAGGCCCGAAUCCAUGACCUUGCAAAGGCCCCUUACUCAAGUGAACACAUCGUCUCCAGGAACAGAGGUUGCGGCAGAAACUGCCGCUGCAAUGGCGUCGGCUUCUUUGGUCUUCAAGAAGAUCAACUCCACUUAUUCGAGUUCGCUGCUGAUGCAUGCACAUCAGCUAUUUGCUUUUGCUGAUACCUAUCGGGGUUCCUAUAGCGUCACGGACCCCAGUGGGCAAAGAUUCUACAAUUCUUCGGGCUACGGAGAUGAAUUGCUUUGGGCAGCUAGCUGGCUCUACCUUGCGUCUGCCGACAGAUCGUACCUAAGAUAUGUAACAAUUGACCACGGACAGGAAUUUGGUAAUUGGAGACGACCAAGCUGGAUUAGUUGGAAUGACAAACUUCCAGGAGUCCAGGUGUUACUAUCACGCGUAGAUUUCUUCGGAGCGAGCGAAGUUCCGAUCUCUGAGAAUCUCGCGCUCCAGAUGUACAGGGAAACUGCCGAGAUGAUGAUGUGUAGCCUUCUGCCUGAUUCACCUACUGCCACAUCAAGCAGAACAGAAAGUGGGCUGAUUUGGGUGACUGAAUGGAACUCACUGCUGCAUUCUGUGGGUGCUGCAUUUCUAGCCGUCCUUUACAGCGAUUACAUGCUCACUUCCGGUACCGCCGCCUUGUAUUGCAGCGGGAGAUCCUAUAGACCAGGCGAUCUUCGUGAUUUUGCGACUUCGCAGGUGGAUUAUGUAUUGGGUGAAAACCCGAUGAAGCUGAGCUAUCUAGUCGGGUUUGGGGAAAACUACCCUCGGUAUGUACACCACCGAGGGUCUUCCAUCCCCGUCGAUGCGACUACCGGGUGCAAAGACGGGUUUAAGUGGCUCAACUCCUCCGCUCCCAACCCGAACAUAGCGGUUGGAGCGCUUGUCGGCGGGCCCUUCCAGAACGAGACGUACAGAGACUCUCGUAACAACUCGAUGCAAGGCGAGCCAAGCACUUACAAUAGCGCGCUCAUAGUCGGCGUCCUCUCGGGUUUGGUCACCAGCUCUUCAGUGGCGAAAUCUUUCCUAUAGGGUUGGCAAAUCCUUGUACAAAUCCGGAGACGUCCAUGUAGUACUAUUCGUUAGGAUCUACCUUUCAAA
Messenger RNA from Syzygium oleosum, 1659 nucleotides. Its product is annotated as endoglucanase 24-like. Gene Ontology annotation, biological process: carbohydrate metabolic process. The coding region runs from base 1 to 1590 and encodes 529 amino acids. The transcript has 6 exons. The record is from RefSeq and is a predicted model, not a curated record. Lineage: Eukaryota; Viridiplantae; Streptophyta; Magnoliopsida; Myrtales; Myrtaceae. Gene Ontology annotation, molecular function: hydrolase activity, hydrolyzing O-glycosyl compounds.